This is a messenger RNA of Pocillopora damicornis (cauliflower coral), 1244 nucleotides long. RefSeq names its product akirin-2. Gene Ontology annotation, cellular component: nucleus; chromatin. Gene Ontology annotation, molecular function: transcription coregulator activity. The record is from RefSeq and is a predicted model, not a curated record. Gene Ontology annotation, biological process: positive regulation of innate immune response; positive regulation of transcription by RNA polymerase II. Lineage: Eukaryota; Metazoa; Cnidaria; Anthozoa; Scleractinia; Pocilloporidae.
AAAACAACCAAAUUAGUUACCAUCGCCGCCAUCUUGAGCUAUACGUUCUUCCUUAGAGAUUCUAGUGUUAAAAUCCGUACCAUCUUGAGUGCAUCGUCCUUGUAAAACAUUUCUCGGGUCCUGUGUCAAGUCUUAAAUUAUCAAUCUGCCCUAGGCUCGGCUUUUUUUGUAAUUUUAUCGAGAAGGAGCAAGUUAAAACGCAAUGGCUUGUGCUACCCUCAAGAGGUCUUACGAGUUUGACCCUCUUCUUACGCCUCAACAUCAACCCUCACCGAAAAGAAGAAGAUGCAUUCCGCUUAAACCAUCAACCCCUCCUCCGUCAGUCUCAGCGGAAUCCCAUUUUCGUGGCGCUGCUCCAAGAUUAUCACAAGAUCAAGUUUCAGCGAGCAUUAAUCAGGAAUGGAGAAGACUCCAGAGGCGAAAGCAUCUCAGAGUGCCAUGUCCAAGUUCCCCUGAAAUGAGUUCUUUCUCUUCAUAUUCACCUGGAUCUUCUCCCCCACGGAAAGAACAACCUCUUUUCACUCUUAAACAAGUAACGCUCAUCUGUGAAAGAAUGCUAAAAGAAAGAGAAGCACAAGUUACAGAGGAAUACGAUAAAGUUUUGAGAGAAAAACUGGCAGAACAAUAUGAUGCAUUUGUCAAGUUUAAUUAUGAUCAGGUGCAGAGAAGAUUUCAAGAGACUGCACCAACAUAUGUUUCGUAAACAAUUGUUCCUGAGCUGGCUCAGCAGAACACUCAUUGUCCACUUCCAUCUAGUUGCUAUUUCAAAAGCAAGAGCAAGAUUUUAAGGAAAUGCUGUAUAGACAAUCAUAAGCAAUAGUUAAUGACAAUUACAAGGACUAUUUUUAAGUGAUCACCAUAGAAGACUAAUUGUUUCUUACCAUGCCUCUUCUUGUCAUUGUAUUACUAGUCUUAAAAAAAAUUGGUUCAUGUUAUCCUUUGAUCAGAGAUCAUAUCCUCAUCCUUUCUGAUGUGAAGCAAAGUACUUGUCACUAAAGAAACUAUGGAACCAGCUUCACUUCAACUUUUGUUAUUUCAUUUCUUGUGAUUCUUAACUUUUUGGUGUUCACUGUUAACUAGUGUAAAUAUGUUUGUAAAUAAGAUUGGCUGAUUAAUUCAAGUUGUAAAUCUGUUUUGUUUCUCAAUCUAGAAUUUUUGUGUCAUUAUCUCUGUCUGAAUAUCUGUUGACAUUAAAUAGGAAAUAGUUGUUAGGAAGCAACAGGGAAAUAAAAUUUGUUCUGUAA